Molecule: messenger RNA, 1651 nt
Organism: Dendrobium catenatum
Lineage: Eukaryota; Viridiplantae; Streptophyta; Magnoliopsida; Asparagales; Orchidaceae
Product: tRNA pseudouridine synthase A
Exons: 10
Coding region: 58-1380 (440 amino acids)
Biological process (GO): tRNA pseudouridine synthesis
Molecular function (GO): RNA binding; pseudouridine synthase activity
Source: RefSeq, a predicted model, not a curated record
UUACCCGGUGAAAUACGCGCGCGGGCGCGAGAGAGAGAGAAAGAGGUGAGGAGGGUUAUGGUCGUCCAAGGGAUCGGCAAGAUCCCGGCUACGAGAACGAUAGUCGGAAUCACGGCGGCGAUGGAGGGGAAAAUUCACGCCCAUUACAAUCACAAUGACUCCUGUCGCCUUUCACGGUGGACAGCGAGGGAGAGCUUCCAAUAUAUGUAUGCCAGGCCUUGGCAUAAGGUUUCCGAUUUCCAUUUGGAUUUGGUCUGCCGGGGCGGGUAUUCAUCACUGAGCAGCCUGUUUAAUCCUGAGAAUAAUAAAUCAAAGGUUGCCUUAGAAUACUGUCAUGGUGAUGAGGAAUCGAACCUAGUGGAUGUACCCUCUGAAAAAAGGAAAGGCAGGUUGGAAAGAAUAACCUUCAAGAUAGUUCUUUCAUACCACGGAAGUUCUUUUGACGGAUGGCAAAAACAGCCUGGUUUAAACACUGUUCAAGGAUUAGUGGAGAAGUCCCUUGGUAUAUUUGUUGAUGAAAGGAAAGUUCAGCAGCUUAAAGAAAGAUCAUUACCAGUGGAAGGCUGUGUUGUUGUAACUGGGCGCACUGACAAAGGGGUGACCGCUCUCCAACAAGUUUGUUCUUUUUAUACAUGGAGAAAAGAUGUUAAAUCUAGUGAUUUGAAGGAUGCUAUCAAUGCAGCAGCCCCAGGAAAACUACGUGUUCUCUUUAUAUCCGAGGUUUCCCGAGUUUUCCAUCCAAAUUUUUCUGCAAAGUGGAGGCGAUACUUCUAUAUCUUCCCACUGGCAGAUAGUCUGCAAAUUCAAGUCAAUGCUAAUCCUAUGGACAACUCAAGCAGCAAGAAUGAGGAUGAUGGGUUGUUGCAACAGCAGGCAGAGCAUAUUGAGGAUAGAGAUGGUUCGACUUUCAACAAGGGAGACAAUUGUAUUGAUAAUGUUGACAUGCGGAUGAAGCCAUCAAGUUUUAGUGUGGAUAAAGUUAACCAGCUUUUAUGCCAGUUAGAGGGGAGGUCUUUGUCCUAUAGAACAUUUGCUCGGGAUACAAAAACCUCUAGAAGCUCGGGUCCGCCAACAGAGUGUUUCAUGUUUCAUGCUCGUGCUGCUGAAGCCAAGCUGCCCUGCAUCGACAAGGAUUCCACGGAAGAAAUAAAGGUGAUGUGUGUGGAAUUGGUAGCAAAUCGUUUCUUGCGUAAGAUGGUUCGUGUACUUGUUGCCACCGCCAUAAGAGAGGCGGCAGCAGGUGCCGAUGCAGAUGCUUUGCUCAAUCUGAUGAAUGCAACAUGCAGACGUGCCACUGCUCCUCCGGCUCCUCCUGAUGGCCUCUGUCUUGUUGAUGUUGGAUAUGGGGAUUUUAACUGCCAGAAUUCUUUAAUAUUAUGAUCAACGGGUGAUCUGUGGCUCGACACGUGUAAUGAUAUGAGAAAGGUUUUUUUGCAUCCAGCCCCCUUGUAAUUAACUGAAUUGUUUGUAGGAUAUAUAUGUAAAACUAUAAAGCCCUUGGACGCAAAAGAGCUGAGCUGAUCAGUGCAAAAUUGAUGUUGGAAAGCAAUGCCGACCAAAAAAGAGGUCUUUCUACACCGUUUCCCGUUGCUUUCUGAAGGACGGUGGGGAUCCGAGUCAGCCUCCAUUAGUAAGUUUAAAAUUACAGUAA